AUGCUCCAGUCCCUGGUCCGGGGCGGCCCCACGUGCUGCGGGGCCGCUGCGUGCCACAACUACUGGUGUCCGCACACCAGAGCCUGUGCCCGUAACAACGAGGAGUCGCGAGCUCACCCAGAGAGGCGCCCCUGCCUGCUGCCCCAGAGAAGGCCUGCAAGCAGCAGCGGAGGCCCGGCGCAGCCGAGAGUGGUAAUUAAAAACGAAGAUGUCCAGAGGCAUGACUCGACACGCCAUACUCAAGGAACAAGGAGCUGA
Messenger RNA from Rangifer tarandus platyrhynchus (Svalbard reindeer), 258 nucleotides. The record is from the annotation of a GenBank genome assembly. NCBI's taxonomy places the organism in Eukaryota, Metazoa, Chordata, Mammalia, Artiodactyla, Cervidae.